Messenger RNA from Lingula anatina, 1447 nucleotides. RefSeq names its product RNA-binding protein 8A. Gene Ontology annotation, biological process: RNA processing. Gene Ontology annotation, molecular function: mRNA binding. The record is from RefSeq and is a predicted model, not a curated record. Gene Ontology annotation, cellular component: cytoplasm; nucleus. NCBI's taxonomy places the organism in Eukaryota, Metazoa, Brachiopoda, Lingulata, Lingulida, Lingulidae.
AUGCAAUUUUCUCCCAUUUCGGCGUUGAACGCACGCGGAAAAUGGCGGACGACAUUGUUGAUCUUCAAGAGGCGAAUGAGGAAUUCGAAGUUGACGAAGAAGGAGAUCAGGGGCUACAAAAACUGAAGGAAAAGGCCAGGAAAAGGAAAGGAAGAGGGUUUGGAUCAGAUGGAGCAACCAGAACAAAUGUAGAAGAUUAUGAGGCCAUGGAUGUGGAUGAAGAAGGGGGUCCUGGACCUCAGAGAUCUGUAGAAGGAUGGAUCCUGUUUGUCACAGGGGUACAUGAGGAAGCACAGGAAGAUGAUAUAUAUGAUAAAUUCUCAGAGUAUGGAGAAAUAAAGAACAUUCAUCUAAACCUUGAUAGAAGAACUGGUUUCCUUAAAGGCUAUGCACUGGUGGAAUACGAGACAUUCAAAGAAGCCCAAUCAGCAAUAGAAGCUUUAAAUGGUUCAGACAUACUUGGACAGAAAAUAAGUGUUGACUGGUGUUUUGUAAGAGGCCCCACAGCUAAGAAAAACAGUGGCAGCAGCAGAAGAAGGCGAAGUAGUGAUAAGAGACGAUAAAAGACUUGAUUAUAUACAAGGACUUUCUAUAUAACCAGUUGAUUACUGAUUAUUGGUGAAUUAGCCCCAAGUAGUACAUGGAUGGAGUGGAUGGACACAGUAUCUGUUAUGCUGAUGGGUACCCAUCAUUGCAUUGUUUAAUUCCAAGAAGUAUGACCCAGACCAGUGUUAUCAAAAAUUGGGCUAUUUUACAGCAUAAGGAUAUAAGAAAAAUAAUGAAGUCAAAAACCUCUUUGUUGAAAAUAUUUGAGUAAAUUUAAAAAUACUGUACGUUUUGUAAUAAGGGGCCAUUCAGAAUGAGUUCUGUCAACCUAGCUAGUGCACUCAAAUUCCCUAAAUGCAAUCAAAUAAACCGACUAACACGCUGCCUCUCGUUUCCAACGUUUUAAUCACCGGCUUUGACUCAAUGCCAGGAGGCGGUGUGUUAGUCUGUUUAUUAAAUUGCAUUCAGUGAGUCCAUUGGAGUUAGUGUGCACUGGUCAACAUACCUCAUCCUGAAUGGCCCCUCAGACACUGUCAGAAGUUUCAUUGUGUACGUUUUAUAGAAGUUUUGUGAAAAUAGUUUGACAGUUUACAAGAUUGUUUGGAGAUGAUUUACCUACAAUAGUAUAAAGGUAAAAAAUGAUUCAAGGAUUUUUAGUAGAAGCUGCCUCAAAAUGUAGAAAUUGAUCAGGUGUAAACAGUGUUUGACCUGAAAGACUUUUUUGUACUCAAAAUAGAAUUGUUGUCACCAAGCUAGUAAAACCAGCAAUUUUGUUUAGUUAAUGCUUUGAUUUAUGCCUUGUGUUGACUCUGUAAAGAUAAAGGAAAACACAUUCAGAUGUAAAGAUAAUUUCUUUAUUUGUAUAUUUUAAUUUGUAGGAAUAAAAUCAAUUUAAGUAUAA